Messenger RNA from Nezara viridula (southern green stink bug), 13045 nucleotides. The record is from the annotation of a GenBank genome assembly. Lineage: Eukaryota; Metazoa; Arthropoda; Insecta; Hemiptera; Pentatomidae.
CGUGGAGAGCUAAACAUUGGUUCAAUUUCCAUGAUGCUGUCAAAACAUUGUAAUAUGAGUUCAGUUAUAUUCAGUUCUUUCUGUGUUUAUGUUAGUGAAAUAGUCAUUUAUUGAUUUUAUUUCCAGCCAGAUAAAAUGUAUUCCACAUUUUUUGUUUCUCAGUAUGCUGUAUUAAUACAGAUUUGAUAAAAGUUUUCCUCCACUCCAUUUCAAAAUUAUUUAUUUUUUUUCGUUAAAGCAAUAUGAGUUCAGUUACCAGACUCAGAGCACCACACAAGAUUCAUGUCUUGUCUUGGGCUCUUGCCCUGGAAAGAGAUGGCUCAGUAGCUUGUCAUUUUAAGGAUUGUCAAUUUAUGGCACUAACUCUAGAAGAAAUGGGAAACCAUUAUCCAUUUUGUGCUUGUGAAAACAACAAGUAUCCUUUUGUCUGUGAAACAUGCAGUCGUCGUACUGACGCCAUGGAAAAAUUACUUCUACAUAAAUUAUACUCACAUUCUUACAGACCGACUGAUGAAGAAUCCUGUAAGAUUGAUGAUUACCUUAAGACUCCUGUCAAGAAAGAAAUAACAUCUGUUCUGAGACGUUCAUGGGAAAUUUUUCUUGAGAAAAAAAAAUACUUAAAAUGUUUGAACAGAAAAUGUUUGUUUGUUACCGAUUCAAUUGCAAGCAUGGAAGAUCAUUACCUCAGUUCCUGUAAGGAGUCUUUCUGGUCACAGUUAAAAUAUGAAUGUGAAUUUUGCCAUGGGCGUUUACUAAAUGAUUUUGAUUUAAAGUUGCAUAUUAAUCAAGCGCAUGAUUCAAAGACAUAUUUGAUUAAGAAUCAUGUUGAACCAAACAGUAACCUGAACCGUAUACAGAUGUGGUCUGAGGAAAUUAUGCUAUACAAACAGGGAAAAUGUUUUAUUGAUGGAUGUCAGUUUGUUGACAAUUAUGUGAAAAUUUUGGAAAAACAUUAUUCUAACUGUGAUGGAACCAAAAAGAAUUUCAUUAUUUGCUGUGCUUGUGGAUCAUGGCUUUUGAAUGAAGCCAGAUUAAAUGAGCAUAAAAGAUGUUUCCAUAAGGACCUAGACGAUGAAGAUUUUAAGAAACUAUCUCGCCAAUAUGAAUUGGAAUCAGAAAGUCACAGUAGCCUCAUAUUGGACGAUAUGUCUGCUGAUGACAAUUACCCACUCAGUGGGGACAUUGAAGUGGAUAGUGACAGAAGAACUAAUGAUUUGAAGAAGUACAAUGGUGUCAUAAACAAAGCAUCUCGGAAGUCUUCUGCUGUAAGAUUAUCUCCACCAGUAUUUCCUGCAAAAAAUACUGACUCUAUAGACUGUACACAAGUUUCAGAUAGAUCAGGAAUCCAAUAUGAUAGCGAUAUCAUAAAAAUUAAUGAAGGCAGUUUAGAUAUCAUUGAUAUUGACACAUCAGUUACAAAGAAAGUGUUAAACGAUGGUAUGAAGUUGAAUGAUCAAAAGAAGCGAAGAAGAUCUAAUCCACAAUAUGUAACUGAGAAACAUUGUAUGAAAGAUAAUGAAAAAAAGAAUUUUCCACUUUUUCAGAAGAGGAACCAUGAGAAUUGGCCAACACCACUUCAAGCUUUUGCUAAUGAGAUGAUGAAAGAAAACAAAAAUAUUUCAACUGUUCCAGUGCAGAUAAAAGUUGACAAUAAAGAUUGGACUGUCAAUGUUUCGACUACAGUAGUGUCUCAGUCGAAAUCAUCAUCAGAAUUUCCAAGAAACCGUGAAGCAUUAUUCAAAUCCCUGAAGGAGGAAUCCUAUAGGCUACUAAAAUUGGUCUCUAAAAAAAAUUCUAUUCGAAAUGAUGUAAGAAUGGUAUUUGAUCCUAAUGAAAACCGCAUCACACCAUUCCAUAUCAAUUUUAAGAAGGGUGAUAGUAAUAAUGAUAAAAGUCCUGAUAAUUUAGAUAUGACAAAAUUUCUCAGCUCUGAUGUUGAAGAUUCUGAUGAUGGCGUAUCAAACUCUGAUAUGUCAGAAUGUGAUGGACAAGAUUCAAUAGGCAGUCCUGGCUCUCCAUCCAAUUUGGAAUAUUCUGGUGCAGAAGUUCAUAAUGGAGCUCACAAACUUAUCGAUGGGUCAAUUGGAGUCAAUAAUACCGCCUUACAUCUGACUCUAAAUCAGUGUGAUACUAAUGUUGAGGAAAUAGAAGAUGAAAUGCUCUGCAGCAAUGAACAAGUACCCAUCACCUGUGGUCAAGAUGCCAUGAAUGAAAUUGACCCGCUUAAUGAAUUUAAGAAUGAAUUAAAUCAUGAUGUUCUCAAUGAGGGACCUUCACAGAUUGUUGGAUUUUCCAAAUCUCACGAUCAUCAAAAUUUAAAUGAUUUCCUCGAAAAAGAAGUUAACCAGAAUACUUUGAAUGGAAGAACUGAUAUUUUAUGUCUCUCAGACAUUAACCAUCUUGGUAAGGAAGUUAAGGUAAAAAGUGAAUUAGAUCAACAAGUUUUGCCCAAAAAAGUGAUUGAUGAGGAAACUGGUUCAGUUGUUCACAUUGAAGUCUUUGGUAUUAAAGAAAAUGGUCGGCAAGCUGUCAUUGCUAAAUCAGAAGAAGGUGUUGAAACCGCUAAUCAAUUUGAAUCUGAGUAUAUAAUACCAGACAUUGAUUUUGUUGAUAGCUCAGGCAUCAAGUGUUCUAAUGAACGAAUAAAUGUAUCAGAUUCUUUUCAAGCAGAUAUUUCUAAUUCUUCAUAUGAUUUUGAGAGUGAUACUGGUGUUAAUGUGACUGAAGAUGAAGUAUCAGGUAUGCACAGCAAUGAUACUUCUCAAGAUGUCUCAGAAGAAUAUGCCAAACCCAAUGAAGAGUUAGUUUUGUUGGAUAAUGAUUUGCCAACCUCUUCACUACAGGGCACAGUCUCUGAUGUAAAGGGUGAAAAAGAUCCAUUAUCUAUUGAUGAGUUUACAGGUGGAGUUUUGUUUUAUGAUCCUGAAACUGAUUAUGACAAUAGGGAUCUUUAUUCUUCUGAAAAUAAUGGGUCCUGUUCUAAUGAAAAUAAUAUCCACCUUUGUGAUAAUGAAAAUGGUAUUAGUGAUAAUACCCAAGAAUCAAAUGAGGAAAAUACAGAUGAUUUCAGUUUAUCAAACAAAUGGAAUUGGUCUAACUUAAAAAAAUAUAAUUCAAAAACUACACAAAAUGAUUUGACAAAAAUGCGUCAUAAGCCAUCAAAAGAAGAUGAAAAAUUUAUAGGUUUCUCAGAUUGCACUGAUUCAUCUUCUAAAUACAGUGAUUUUGUUUCUGCUUGUAGUAAACUUGGUUAUUAUGAUGAUAUGGUAAUUUUAAAUCAGCAUUAUGAAAUUAUACCUCCUAAUAAAAAAGGUAAGAGCUUUCUGCAUUCAGAAUCCUUAGGUCAUGGUUUAUCAAAGGAAGUAUUAACAGCUGCUAAAGGUAGUGAAGAAAAUGGUAAUGCCGUUUUAGCUAAGAAGAAAAUUUCUGAAGUAAAAACUAGUAGAACCCAAGAAGUAAUUCUAGUAAAAUCUGAAAUAAUUACUAAUCACAAAUCAGGUAAUGAUUCAGAAGCCAUAUUCUUGGGCUUUAAAUCUAAUGAUAACUAUACCGAGUUUCGUAGGAAAUCCAUUGAAAUAUCAAGAAGAUUGAGUGAAGAAUUUUCAGAUGGUAAGAAUAAAAUUGAUCACAAUUUAAUUACCACUGCUGAAAAUAUUUCUUGUUUUCUGGUAGCAGAAAAUGGUAAAGAUAAUGAAUCAUCCUUUGAAGAAGAUAAUGUUUCUAAAUACAAAGUUUCAUCUAAUGAUAAAAAAUUGAUAAACCAAUCUUUAGAACAAGAAAAUUCAUUGAUUUUAAAUAAAAAUUCAAAAUUGUCCAAACUGACUAUAGAUUCAAUGAAAGUAGGAGAUGAAGAGAAAAACAAGAGUGGUUCUACAGAAUCAGUACCUAAAAAAAGAGGAAGACCUAGAAAAAACCAAUUCAAAACAACAGAUAUUGUUAGUGAUACCCUCAAUAGGAAAGAAAAUACUGAUUCUGCAUUAGAAGAAUCAAAUCUUUCGGAAAAUGAUGAUAAAUUAGUAAUUAAUCAAUUGCCUAAUCACUCUGAUAAAGAAGCCAAUCAGGCUGCUCUGAUGGUUGACACUGAAGAUGAAACUGAAAAUAAUAUUGUUCUCUUAAAGUCACCUCCAUCAAAUUUGACUAAUUUGGUGCAAUGUAUGAAUGAUGGCCAAGCAAAUGAUACUGAUGAUUCAUGUAUUGAAGUUAAAGAGAUGUUUCAUCAAUCUGCUGAUGAAGCUUCAUUGAUCCCUAAUGGGAAUCCUUUAACUUGCACACUUGAUACAGGUUUGAAUGAGCUAGACAGCAAAGAAAACUCUCUUGAAUCUGUAUUGAAAAAAGGAGAUGGAUGUAAAAUAAAUCAAUCACAGUUAGUAGUAACAUCCAGUUCAACUGACCAACUCAAUGCUAAUGCCAGAUUGAUAGAAGACAAUAGUGAUACUGCCGUGAAGGAAUUGAAACCUUUAGAAAAUGAAGAUACAAAAAUUGUUAAUGAUCUGCCUAUAUCUGCAGGACAGGGAUCAACUUCAAUUUCGAUAACAAAUUCUGAUCAUGAAAUUGUUGAUGAAAAUUUACAAUAUAAAGAUCAAGUUGAAGAUACAAGCCAACAUUUUGUAGAUCAUGUUUCAUUGAUACCUUUGGAGAACAAAGAGAACAUCCUUAGCACACCUGUUAUAUCAGUAUCUAGAAAAAGAGGUCGGCCGAAGAAAAAUCAUUCCGAAACAAUAACAUCCAUACCAACCAUUCAAUGUAAUGGUACUCUUGAAGUGAAAGAAGAAAAUACUGAAGAUGUGGAAUCAUACCAAUUUGAAAAUGAUGAUGAAUUAGUCCUUCAUGAUCCGCCUGAAUCUGCUGUUGAAAAACCAAUAUCAACUACUAGUAAUGAUAUCAAUGUUUCAUCAAAAUCCUCUACUUCAAAAUUGACAACCUUUACACAAUGUAUGAAUAAUACCCAAGGGGAUAGUUAUUCUUCAUAUAAUGACAUUAAAGAUUUAAGACAUGUUUCUAAUCAGUCGAGUUUAUCAGUACCUAAUGAAAGUUGUUUUGAAACUAAAGUCAAUACCUUAAUUGCAUCUAAUGAGUCAGUACCGAAAAAAAGAGGUAGGCCUAGAAAAAAUCCUAUUCAUCUAAUAGCAUCAACUCCAACUAAACCUAGCUCUACCGUUUAUCUGAAUGGAGAAAAUAGCAACACAGAUAAGGAAGAGUUUAAUCUUUUUAAUAAUGAUGAAUCAUUUAUUAAAUCAACUGCUGAGGAACAUAAUUUAACUGAAAAUAGUUUUGUUUCUGAAAACAACAAAAUUACUAUUGAUUCAGUCACUAAUGAGGAACCUUCAUCUGUUUUAAAACAAGAUUUAGAAAAUAGACCUGAGAAAAAAUUGAAAAUAGAAACUACACUUGAUGCAAUCCCAUUGAAAAGAAAACCAGGGAGACCUCCAAAACGUUUGUCUUCAUGUUUCCAAAACUCUAAUCAGCUUAAAAAAAAAAGUAAUGACAUUCUCGAUUCUUCAUUAGCAAUAAGUGUGUAUGGAAAUGAAAGUCUUUUUAAUUUAUCAGCUAGCCUGGAAUCUGAAAAACUUUCCUGUAGUGGACAAAAAAAUGUGUGUGAUAAACCAGGAGAUUUAUUACUGGAAAAUGGAAGUAUUUUAGAAAACCCAUUGAAGAGAAAACCUGGAAGACCGCCUAAAUGUUUAUCGCUGUGUUUACAAGGAUCCAAGCAGCCCUCCCAAAAAAGUAAUAGCACCUUUGAUUCUUCAUUAGCAACAAGUGAGUCUGAAAAUAUAAAUCUUUUAAAUUCAUCUGCUACCCUGGAAUCUGAAUCACUUUCUGUUAGUGAACGAAAAGGUGUUGAUAAGUCUAAUGAUCUAUUACUGCUUGAAAAAAAAGAUAUUUUAGAAAUCCCACUGAAGAGAAAACCUGGGAGACCACCAAAACGUUCAUCAAUAUGUUUCCAAGGUCCUAAUGAACUUCAAAAGGAAGGUUGCAAAAAUUUUUCAUUAGUAAUAAAUGAGUCUGGAAGUAACAGUCUUAUUUUAAAUUCAUCUGCUACCCUGGGAGCUGGACCAGUUUCUUUUAGUGAACAAAAUAAUGUUGAAGAUAAACCAAGAGAUUUAGUGGAAAUGGCAGAUAUCUUAGAAACCUCAACAAAGAGAAAACCUGGAAGACCACCAAAACGCUCAUUAGAAGAUAAAGGAGAAAUUGAUCAAGGUCACAAAGAAAUUAAUUGUGUUCCAGCUAUGAAGAGUGAAAGAAAUAAAAACGGCUCUCUUAUUUCAAAUUCAUUUUCUAAGGAGGAUAGCUCUGGUAUUAAUUCACAAAUUGAAAUAGAGACCAAUCUAAUUUUGGAUGAACAUCUUCAAAUUGAAAAAAAUCAACCUGACAAGGAAUUAACUUCCAUUUCAACUCAUAAUGAACCAGGAAAUGUGAAUGUUGGUGUCUCUGAAAAACAAAUUGAAAUGAAUAACAAAACAUUUUCAGAUCCGACAUUGAAAAGAAAGCCAGAUAGUCCACCAAAACGUUUAUCAGUUUCAGCUAAUGACCAAGAAUUCAUAUUGGAUCAAAAGGAAAAUGAUGAAAUUCAUAAUUCUUGUCCAUUAAGCAAUGGUGUUGUUGAGCAUAACACAUUUGUUUUAAAUUCACCUAUAAGUUCUGACCAAUUUCCUCUGUUCUGUCAUGCUGAAAAUGAAAAAAUAAAUUCUGAACCUCAAGUCGAUGUAACAAUUAAAAAUAGACUUAUAUUAGAGCUCCCUCAAAAGAGAAAGCCUGGUAGACCUCCAAAAAAUUCAUACCUGCACAGUGAAGAAAUUAAACAAGGGCCAAUUGAAGGUAAAUACGCAGAUAAUAAGGAUUCUACUUUGGAUAAUAAUGAUUCUAUUAACAAUAGUCUUGGUUCAAUAUUUUCCAACGAGGCUAAAGAAAUUGUAGAAUAUAAGCUUGAAGAUAAAUUACUGAUGAAUCAGAAAGAUUCUUUAAAACCUCUUUUAAAGAGAAAACCUGGUAGGCCACCUAAAUGUUUAUCCGUGUGCCAACAGAAAACACAAUGCCCAAUAGAAAACAAGAAUAGUGGUGUAUCUACAAACGACAUGGAUCUUGAUUCACUUUCUAAUACAGAGUUUUCAUCUCCUGAAGGUGAUAAUAAAAAUUUGGAGGAUGGAGAAAAGGAUAGUUUGGAACUAGUUAUUGAAAAGAAAGAUGAUCAACCACCCAAUCCGUUUUGUACGAGAAGAGAGGAAAUGGAGGUAUGUCAAACGUCAAAUAAAAAUGUUUCUGUUAAAGAUAAUGAUAGUUCUACUAAGAACUUUUUGAAUUUAUUUUCUUUUAAAGAAGAUUUUUCUAAUGUUUCAAAAACCAAAUAUGCCAAACACGAGCUGGAAGAUGAUGAGAAAAAUAUUGUUGAACCUCCAUUCAAAAGGAAACCUGGCAGACCAUCAAAACGUUCUAUGAGCCAACAGGAAAUUGGAAAAUAUCCAUUUGGAAUUAUAAAUGUUGAAAAUACCCUAGUUAAAGACAUGGAUAGGUCUUUAAAUAGCAGUCUCUUGAAUUCAUCUUCAAAUGUGGACAGUUUAUCUGAUAUCGCCCAUGCUAAAGAAGGUAUAAAUCAAUUGAGAGAUGAAGAGAAAAAUAGUUUUGAACUUCCCCCGAAGAGAAAACCUGGUAGACCACCAAAACGUUUAUCUAUUGGACAUCAUGAAGCUGAAAAAUGUCACAUUGAAAGUAAAAAUAUUGAAGAUAUUCCAAUGAGUGAUAACAAGACUUCUUUGAAUAGCUGUAUUUUAAAUUCAAAUCCUAAUGAAGAUGGUUUAUGUAAUGUUACUCAUUCGGAAGAUAUAAAGAACAACAUGGUAGUUGAGAAGAAAGUUAGUAUUGAAACUCCAUUAAAAAGGAAACCCGGAAGACCACCAAAACACUUAUCUAUUGGCCAGCAAAAUAUUAAUCCAGCCCAGAAUAAAAAUAAUUUAAAUCAAAAUGUUUUAAUUGUUACUUCUUCUGUAACUGAUUAUUCAGAGCCUCCACCCAAGAGAAAACCAGGUCGACCAAGAAAAGUAAGCUUAGAAUUUAAAAAUAUUGAGGAAAAUAGUAGAAAUAAUUCUGUGCAUAAUUUGGAUCAUACUGUUGUGAAAAUAGAAGAUGAAAGGUUAUUCAUUGCUGAAAAUAAUUCAUUUACUGUUUUUCCAUCACAAGACAAGAAUGAAACUCCUGUAGAAUCUUCACAGUGCUUACCUAAAAGAAAGCCUGGAAGACCGCGAAAAAAUAGUUUACCCAUUGGUGAAGAAUCAUCUGAUAUAUCAAAAAAAUCUCUUGAAUCAUCUGUGAAUUCAGAGAGUACACCAAAAAGGAGGCCUGGUAGGCCUCGAAAACAUAGUUUAGAAACAGAAGUUACGACAAUACCUGGAAGAGAGAGAUUAGGAGCAAUUGCCUCUUCAACUCCUUUUGGCAAUGCAACAACUUCAUCUUUGUCUUUUAAUUCCUUUGCUGACCUUGAAUUGCUUGAUGACAAUGACAUACUUGAGGAAGAAGUAUCAAAGAAAAAGAGAGGAAGGCCAAAAAGAGUAGUAAAAGUUGUAAGACCCAGACUCACACACAAAGGAGAGAUGAAUUAUUCUGAAACAUAUUACACAACUUUUAACAAUGGUGAUAGUAAUUUAGAAACUUCAAAUAUUGUUCCGACACAUGAGCGAAGCCCAAAUAGUGAUUCUUCUAUUAGUCGUAUCAUAAAUUCAGAAGAUGGUUGUGAUAACAACGUUAAUGAAACUGAUGAAUCCCUAGAAACAAAUUACCUCAAUGACAAUGACCUAACCUACAAACAGAUGGCAAGGAUUGAGAAAAGAAAAUUAUUAAGCGGUAGAGUUGAUUCAUCCACAAGGCUUAAAAAUCCAAACGAUAAGGUUAAAUGUGCUUUAUGUGGUGAAGUAAUGAAUGUCAUCCAUUACCAAAAAGAACAUUUACUAAAACAUAAUUUCAUGUCUUGGUUAGAAGGAGAGGAACCUCUGCCACUUGAUGAUUUUGAUAAAAUGGACACUUUGCUUCUCCGAGGGAAAAGAGCUAACCCCAACUUCGUCUUUAGAUGUGAAGUGUGUCAUCAGGAAAAAAAAAGCUCUAAAGGACUUCUAAGUCAUCGACAGUUCUGUGGAAAGAGUGAUGAGGAAAGAGUUGGUAUGAUGGUCUCAUGUCCGUACUGUGGAAGACUUAUGAUGCCAGUAAGUUUACAGCCUCAUAUAUAUCAAAGUCAUAGAACUGCUAAUGAUCCUCCGCCACCAGAGGAAUCAUCUGACCCUGGCCCUGGCUCUGUACGAAAAGCUGCUGCAAAGUGCCUUGGAAAAAUUGCGAGCAUUAUUGAAGAAAAUGGUUUGGCCAAAUCGGAGGAAGAUUUCAAUGCUGACGGUGAUGAAGAGUUUGAUGAAAUAGAAGAAAUUAGUUUGCUGUACAUACCUGUGCAGAAAAAAAAAAUCAAUAAACAUUUGAUGAACAGAUGGAAGCAUCUUGCUAGGGAUAAGAAAGAACUCCAUUGUAUUGUGCCAUCUUGUACCUUUAAAGCAAUGCUAAUAAAAGAUAUUGUGCAGCAUCAUAGGUUAUGUACUGCUGAUCGCUCCCAGGGCUUUAGUUGCAUUAAGUGCAAUUACAUUUGUAAAGUAGAAGAUGAAAUGAGAGAACAUGUCAAAUCAUGUAAUCCUCCUAUUAUGGUGUCUCAAAGCGACAACUCAGAAGAUGAAGAUCAUGAAAAGCAUGUUAUUAUUCCUUAUUUAAAGGCAGCAGAACAGAAUUCAACUGGACGACAUAAAGCAAUGUUCUUUAAACCAGCUUUAACUUGGAUGAAUGAAAUUUAUAAAAAGUAUUUUACCCAGGAACCAUUGUAUCCUGAUUUGCAUUUAAAUAUUGAUUUAUGGAAAGAAAUGGAUCCUCUAACGAGCCAGUUUUAUAAUCCUGAGAAAUCGAAUUCAAUGAUGGUUUCAUUUCAAAACUCUACCUGGGAAAGCAUGCAUGCUCUGGAAGGAAAAGUUAUUGAAGGAAACCAGGGUAUAGCUUAUACCGGAGGGCCGGUUUGGGGUCUUGAAUGGUGUCCAGGAGAAGGUCCUCAGUAUUUGGCUGUGUCGUCACAUCUGUCGAUGGAAUUCAACUUUCAAGCAGGGUCUACAUUUACUGGGCCAGGCCUAGUGCAACUCUGGUCACUUGAAGAUAUUUCCAAUGCAAAGAGUGAUACAUUGUCAACACUUCAGUUCUGUUAUGGCGUUUGCCACAAUGAUAGAGCCUGUUGGAACAUGGCCUGGUGUCCCAGUGGUGGCCGGACUGAUACUAGGAUAGGACUCUUAGCACUGGCUACUACCUCUGGUUCUAUUCCUAUUUAUGCUAUGCCUAAUCCUGAGUGCCUUCAAUAUCAGAGUACAAGGUUUUACAAACCUGAACCUGUUCUAAAAUUGGAGUUAUGGUCUAAUGAAAGAUGGCAGUGCAGUGCAAUAUCAUGGUCAAAAAUUAAACCACAUAAUAUAAUAGCUGCUGGUUUUGUUAAUGGUAUGGUUGCUGUUUGGAAUCUAGAAACAAAGACAAAACUUGAACGGAAAAAUAUUAUGCUUUAUCCAUUUAAAGUGUUUCAGGCCCAUCAUUCAAUUAUCACUGGAGUUUGCUUAAGUCCUGAAAGUGAUAAGUAUUUGGCAACAGCUUCAUACGAUAAGAGUUUUAAGUAUUGGGAUCUCAUUGACACUACAGCUCCUCAUACAGUUCUCAAGCGUGGCCUAUUUACCAGUGUUGAUUGGUUAAGACAUUGGAUGUCUGUAGUUACAACAUAUGAUAAUGCUUAUACGAUGCUGCAGACAACAGUCUCUUUAAGUUCAGUAAGAGGCUUUGUUAAUCCUACAACUCCUUUAAUAACCAGUAUUAACUCUACUGCAUGGAGUGUGGCAGUUAAUGACUGGUUGAAUGGUGCGAUAACAUCAUAUGAUAAUGGUCAGGUAGUGCUUUUCCUAGCUCUAAGGCAGACUACUUAUCAGCACUUGGAUAAGCGGAAAUUCUCAAAGGUUAUAUUGAAUAGUACGCUGCAUAAUAUUGAAGCAAAAGAUGGUUCAGUUGAGCCAAAUUCAAAACAAAAAGAGAAGGAAAUACAUAAUAAUAUGCCCUCCAAUUCUUAUGGGGAUGCUAUUCAUAAAUAUGGCUUGUCUAUUAAAACUGACCCCGUGAUUGGAAAGUUUGAUAAGUUUCAAGAGAAAGGUUCUGAAAACGUUAAUGACAUCUAUCCACUUUCUUCUAUAAACAGGGUUGCGUGGAAUACUAACAGGAACAGUUUCUUGUACACAGCUAUGGGAUAUCAGUCUGGAUUCUUAGUGGUUUCUAAGUUGUCAUUUAAUAGUAAAGACAUUAAUGUAAUUGAUGAAUCCUCAAAGUUGUAACCAGUUUUUUAUGCUUAUUGUAAAUUUUUUUUUUUUUAGUAGGGGACUAUUAUUACCUGAAUAUUGUUUUGUACAUAUGUAUAUAGAAUGUUUAAACAAGGGUUAAAUACAAUUUUAUUUGAGAUUUUUAAAUUGUUUUGUUUUAAUACAUUUAAAUGCAUUAAAUUUUUAUUUUAUUAUUUAUUGUUAACAUUAAAAAUGAAUGUGAUAUUUACAUCACAUAAAAAAAUGUUUUAUUUUUCAUUUUUUGAUAUAAGUCAUUUAUAUUUGACAUACUGUAUUUAUUUUUAUUAUCAAAUAAUCUUAUCUUUUAGAUUUUUUAGAUAUUUGUCAUUACUAAUCAUGGAACCUUUUAUUCACAAUAACAGUUUGUUAUUUUUAUUUUAUUUUAUUAUUAUCAUUGCUAUUUUUAUGUUUUUUCUAUUCAAUUAAAAAGAAAAAAACUUUAAAAUAAUCAUUUAUAACUGAUUUCAUAAUACCAAAGAAACUGAUUUUAUUUUAAAGGAUUUUUUUCAUUAAUUUAAAGAUUUGAAAAGCUUAAGCUUAUGUUGUUUUAUUAAAGCAAAUGCAGCAAAGUUCUUUCAUAAUCAUUUGGUACAUAGCUCACAAAAUUUUUAAGAACAAACAUACUAAUAGGUUUUAAUUGACAACAAAAGUAAUUUACUCCAAUUUAAAAAUUAAAUUACUUAGCACCAUAUUCAUUGUAAAGCUGUCGAUGUUGAUGUCAUUUUUUGUUUUAAGAUAUCUUAGAUAGUUAUUUCUGAAAAGAUUUUGACAGGCUUUGUUUAAUUCUAAUCACUGCCACUACAAUAAUACUUAUUUUUUUUCUAUUCAUAGGUUAUACGUUCCUUUGAUAAUUUUUAAGUUGUGUUGAGAAAAUGUGAUAUCCAAUUAAUUUAAAUUGUUAAUGUAUAAAUUAAUUCCUAAGUAAAUAUUAAUAUAUUCACUUAGUGAGUUUGUAAAACCAUGUAAAUUUUGUAAAAUUGUAUGAUAUUGUCGAAAAUUGAUUCGUUAUAAUUAUUUUAUAGAACCUGUUAAAGUUGUUUUUAAUUUAUUCCGCAUCUAUAUUUUUUUUUAGUGAUAAUUUUAUCUUUAAUUGAAUUAACUGAAAUAAUUUAAUUCUAAAAUUAUAACUAAUCUGAGAAACUUUAUUUUUUCCUAUUUACUCAGUAAAUUAUUCCUUAUCAAUUCUAUUAAAUGUUUUAUUUUCCUAAGUGUUUUUAUUUUACUACUGCCAUUGGUACUGUUAGAGAGACAGAAAUCACAAUUGUGAUAUUAAUUGUUACCUUUCUUUUGUAAUUUGCUAGUUAAUAGACCAUCAAGUUGGUCUAUAAUUAUUUGUUAUAAUACCUAAUAUCUUGACAGUAUUUACUAAUUGAUUGGCGAAAUAUUUUAAAUAACUUUGUUUAACCUAAUUUAAACUAUUUUUUUUAUUCAACAAGUAAAUUGUCUGUAAGUCAACUAUGAAUCGUCAAUCAAUAUGUGUAAUUAAUGAGAAUCAGAUUUAGGGAUAUUUUUAUAAUAAAAUAUGUAAGUAUUUUGUGUAAACUAUUAUAACAAAAUAUAAAGAGAUGCUAGUAGAAACAGUUUUCAAAAUUUUAUUUUAUUAUGAUAUUCCUUAUCCCUGCCGAGGCAAUGAUAAUUUAGUUAUAAACUGACUAGUCGGUCAUGUUUAG